Aspergillus caelatus is the source of this 846-nucleotide messenger RNA. RefSeq names its product RTA1 domain-containing protein. NCBI's taxonomy places the organism in Eukaryota, Fungi, Ascomycota, Eurotiomycetes, Eurotiales, Aspergillaceae. The transcript has 2 exons. Gene Ontology annotation, cellular component: membrane. The coding region runs from base 1 to 846 and encodes 281 amino acids. The record is from RefSeq and is a predicted model, not a curated record.
AUGGGCACCUCAAUCUACUUCUACAACCCAUCCCUAGCCGCCUCAAUCCUCUUCACAAUCCUCUACACCCUCCCCUUAACUUACCACACCUACCUAUCCCUCAUCGCUCCCUACACAGGCCACUACCACAAAGUAAGCUACUUCAUCCCCAUCGCCAUCGGCGCCGCAACAGAAGUCGCCGCCUACGCCAUCCGAGCCGCCAGCGUAAAACAACAAGACAAUAUCGGCCUCUACGCCACCUCCGCAACUUUGAUCGUGAUAGCCCCCGUCCUCGUCUGCGCAAGCCUCUACAUCCUGAUCGGGCGAUUGAUCCGGUCCGCCGGCAGUUGUGCUGCUCCUAGCCCCAACACCGAGACGAAGAAGCCAGUGCUGCUGUUCGGGAGGUUCUCGCCGUCUUGGAUCCCCCGGGUGUUUGUUACGUCGGAUGUCGUUAGUUUUCUGACGCAGGCGGCUGGGAGCGGGAUUGCUUCUUCGAAUGAUUGGGUAGGGAAGGAGAAGGAUAUUGGUGUUGGGGUGCUUAUUGCCGGGUUGGUGUUACAGCUUGUUACUUUUGGUUUUUUUCUUGUGGUCGUGGUUUGGUUUGAUCGGAGGUCUUCGGCUGCUGGGGAGGUUGAGUCUGGGGUGAGGUCGGUUUUGAAUGGAAUUUAUGUGGCUGGGGGAUUUAUUACGAUUCGGUUGAUCUAUCGGGUUAUUGAGUUCUGUAUGGGUAUGGAUACCUAUACCUGGACUCAUGAAUGGCCGUUGUAUGUCCUUGAGGCCGUGCCGAUGUUGAUUGCAAUGAUGGUUCUGGGUUGGUAUCAUCCGGCUAGGUGGCUUCCGGUUGGACUUGGUGCGAGGUCGAAGUAG